CAUGCGCAGUGUGCUCCCGAAGUAAACGUAAACAGUUUUUAUGGUGUAGGCUACACGGUACCUAGUUCGGGCUGUAAAGAGAGGAUGUUUUCAGGAGUUGUAAUGGUUAUUUUGUUAUGAAUCGUUUAAAAAGUUGAAUAGAUUCGCUGCUUCAUUGUAGGGCCUACAGGUCCUAAGUGAACCCUAUUAAGAUUAAGAAUGGAAAUUGAGCACAAACUUGGGGAUUUUAUACCUGGUGAGCCUCUCCCAGCUAGAUCAGAACAUGGAAGCAUUGAAAGUGUUUUGAGUGACAACAGAAGUGUGCACAUCAUUGAUGAUAUUCCCGAGAAAAAACGAAUCGAAGAUGAAUUGAAUGAACGAGUGGAAACACUUUUGUUAGAGAAAGUUGAUACCGGCGACAAACUUGCGAUAUUCCAGCUAGCACAGUUCUACUUUGAACAGGAGGACUACAAACGUGCCUUGAUAUAUUUUGAGAGAAUAAAGGACACCGAUCCACAAGCACAGUUUCAGCUUGGUGUCAUGUACCAUGAUGGUCUAGGAACAAGUGCAGAUCACAAGAGAGGCUAUGAAUUUAUGCUACAGGUAGCAAACAACUUACACCCCAGCAACCAGCACUUGAUACACGCUGCUCAAUACAACAUUGGAAGAGCACACUUCGAAGGAUGCGGAGUGAAGCAGUCGGAUGAGGAGGCGGAGAAGUGGUGGUUAUUGGCAGCAAAUGACGGUCAUCCCAAGGCAAGCAUCAAGGCACAAACUGCACUCGGAAUGUACUACUGCCGGGAAGAGUCUCUAGAUCUAAAAAAGGCUCUAUUCUGGCACUCUGAAGCAACUGGCAAUGGAAGUUUAGAAUCACAAGGAGCCCUCGGUGUGAUGUACGAGUUGGGACAAGGGUGUCGUAAGAACUCUGAUUCAGCGUUUGAAUGCCUGAAGGAAGCAUCUGAACGAGGCAACGUGUAUGCAAUGGGCAACUUGGCCUCACAUUACUACUCUAAGAAGCUGUAUACAAAAGCUGCUGAGACUGCUGCCAGAGUAUCUCAGUUUACAGAUGUUGCAGGUAUUUCCAAAGAGACAGAUUGUUUACCGUUGUUUAUAGCUAAAGGGAUUGCAAUAGGAAGCUUCUACUAUGCCAGGUGUCUUCAUCUGGGGCAUGGUGUGCAGAAAGACAAGGAACUAGCCCAGAAGUAUUAUAGCCAGGCAUUCCAAUUUGAUGGAAGCACAACGCAGAUGCUACAGAAUAUGGUAACACAUGGCAAGAUAUAAUAAGCAACAAGAUAUGCAGUGCCUUAUGGAAUCCUGCCAUAAAUCAACCAUUCCUAUUAAUUAUUGUGAAUUUAAUAUAUAUUUAUAAUGCAUGUAUUGAUAAAUGUUUUAAAUAAAUAAGAUUUUCUUAUUCCAUUUCUAUAUGUACAUUAGUAUUUUCAUCUUUGCAUUAAAAACUGCAUAAAAAUAAAUGUGAAACAAAAUAGUAUAUCUAUUGGUGUAUUGAUAACUGUUCCACAUAUGCCAUGUUUUAUAUAAUUAUAGAUGGUCAUUUGUUUCUUCUCUACACAUUAAUACAGUAUUUCUAUAUUUGUAUUGAAAACUUUAUCAGAAAUGUAUGUUAAGAGAAUAUAUUUUAAUAAUAAUAAUAAUAAUAAUAAUAAUAAUAAUGUCAUUUUGUUAGGCGCACGUAUCCAUCCCUAGUAGGGGUGCUCGCGGCGCCGUUUUCCACCUGCCAAGUGUACAUGUAACCAAUUUCGCAUUAUUAUGUGAAUUAAUUAAUUUUAAUUAUUUAUUUAAUCUUAAUGUAUAUUUAUUUGUGUCAGACCAGACAUGCGUAGUUUAAGUAUCUGGAAAAAAGUAUUUGUAAGAAGCGAAGUUUAUACAACAGGUGACUUAAUUAAUGUAGUCAAUUUUACCCAACACAAACGGUAACUAUUGGUCCAGUUUUUUUCCCCAUGGAUUUAAAUUUGCAGUAGGUUUUCAGACAGAGAUUUUGCACGUACAUGAUCAGUCUAAUUGAUACAUUUUGUGGAGAGUUUAGAGUUGCGUUCCGAAGGUGUGAUUUAGUCGACCUGUUCGCAUUCCACUUUUCUGCUUAGAAAAAGGACAGCGUGAAUAUUCAAACAUUUAUUUGGUUAAACUUGUUUUGGUUAUUCAACCAAGAGAAUGUUACGCAGGCUGCUGUUCGUUAAUGGAUUUUUUUUGUCAAGUGGUCAAGUAUAUGGUCAGUUUGACCAAACUUUAUCCGCAGUGUCAAUCAAACUUAACAACUGACCGAUCAACUUAAGGCCAGGAAUAUGUGAGUGUCCUCAUUGGCGUAAGGAAGGAGCCGGAGGCCCUUGGGUAGGGGCCUGUGGGCCGCAAAGAGUCCCAGGUAGUGGUCUGGGGUUCGGCGUUUUUAGCGUUCUAUGACAUAUUUUAAUGCUUUUUUUACACAUUCAAAUUCAAAGUUUAUUUAUCGUGAUUUCACCCAAAAAAGCAUACUUAUAUACUACAGAAUAUGGCUUGGAAAAAACGUGCCUUGGUUAUUCGUUUAUUUAAAAAAAAUUUGAAUUUUCUUGGGACCCCUUGAGGCUUCGAGGCCCCAGGCUUUAGUCAGUGGAACUCGUAGCCGUUACGCCACUGCAUGCGCUACAAAUGCAUGUGUUGUCAAACAAUCCCACGUGUUUACAUACGUAUAAUAUUAUGCUAUUGUUUUGUGGGACAUUGGGAACGAUAUCCAAGGGGCGGGAUUAGCAGACAGGUCCAUGUCUGCUGCCAGAUGAAUAACUGCAUUAUAUACAUUUCAUACGUAUUAGUAAAUAAUAUAAAUUUGGUAUUGAAUAUU
Messenger RNA from Anneissia japonica, 2809 nucleotides. RefSeq names its product LRP2-binding protein-like. Gene Ontology annotation, molecular function: protein binding. The coding region runs from base 199 to 1260 and encodes 353 amino acids. The record is from RefSeq and is a predicted model, not a curated record. The transcript is spliced from 8 exons. NCBI's taxonomy places the organism in Eukaryota, Metazoa, Echinodermata, Crinoidea, Comatulida, Comatulidae.